This is a messenger RNA of Caenorhabditis auriculariae, 7804 nucleotides long. Lineage: Eukaryota; Metazoa; Nematoda; Chromadorea; Rhabditida; Rhabditidae. The record is from the annotation of a GenBank genome assembly.
AUGUCGCUGUACUGGGAGCAACAGCAGUCGGCAGCGGAGCAGCCUAACGGCGCCGCUCAGAACCAACAGAGCCAGUGGGAUUACAUCCAUCUCGGCAGCCACAACAAUCCGCAAUAUCAAUGGAAUCAACAGCCUCAGCAGCAUCAAUACCAGGUUUGGCUUUUUUUAUUCGAUGUUCAAAUUGCGCAUUCUUCAGCUAUCCGCUCCUUAUCAACAAAACCCUGCUCAAAGUCAACAGUUUGGAUAUCAGCAGUACCAAGGCCAGAAUACCAGUCACGGUAAACUUUUUUUUUUCCAACUCGAAUUCAUCUUUUAACUUUUCAGGAUAUGCACAUCCUCAGCAUUACGACGCAAACGCAUGUCACAAUCAACAACAGCCUCAACACCAAUAUGUUAACGUUUUAAAAAUUUUAGAAACCUUGUAAAAAAUUUUCAUUCAGCCUCAUACUAACAUCGCUCAUGGACAAGUUCAUGUGCAACACACGCCAAUUUUAAACGCCCCCAAAGCUCAAAAUGAAACGGCAAGUUUUACUAUAUUCUCCUUUCGAACUUUAGCCAAAAUUUGAAUUGGAACUUAUAAAACAAUUGAACGGGUCGGUGUGGAUGCUUAGUUUAGAAUACCGUAAGGACUCUUAAUUUCUAUCAAUUCCGCAUUUCUAACGCUUUUUCAAUCUGCGGUUUUUUAAUUCUUUCAAAAAUUGCAAUUCCAUUUGCAACCUUUUUAAAGACCGCAUUUUCUUUAAAAAAAAAAACUGCAUGAUUUUUUUUAUUUCCUUAAAAAGUUUAAUUUGUGAUUUCACUUUUAUCCCCUUUGUAGAGCCAGACGUUUGAAACGACAACCGCUGUUGCGACGCAAGAACAGACAUCUACUUUUGUUCAUUCUCAGGUCGAACCGCAAUCUGUUUCUGUCUCAAAAUCGGAUUCUUCCGAAGACGACUGGGAAAAGCCUUCCGAUUUUGUGAAGGUAUUAUUUUCCAACUCCAAGAUAACUUUUUUUUCAUGCACGAAGGCGUGAUCAGUUUUUUUUUUUGUGUUGUUUCGUGAAGCAAACAAGCCGACCCGAUCAGAAAAGUGAAACUGAAAUACUUGAUUAACGACUCUUGAAAAAAAUUUCUUUUUUUGCAUAUUUCAAGUUUAUUUACAGGUUGAAAUGAAAGAGGAACCGAAUAGUUUUGUGAUGCCGGAUGACAAAGGUUUUUCUGCUCUAAAUCUUCGAAAAUUAUAAUUUCUAUUCAGCAAGCCAAGAAUCGCGAGAAUCGUCCCUCGGAGGAUCUUGGUCUCAAAAUGAAGGAUCCGAAGAACGCAACCCGCUCGAACAAAAUGAAGAACAGUAUCAAAACGGUUUCUUUUCGCUUAUUUGGUUCUUCACACUUUUCAUAAAAUUAAGAUAAUCGUUCUGGUUGGGAGCAAAAUCAAGGCGUCGUACCUGUUGCAAAAACUUCGAAACCAAUGCAGCUUAAAGUAAGCUGACGGCAAAUGAAAAUUUUCAUCACAAAAAUCGUGCUUAAGAAAGCAACAAAUAUUGUGAAAGCUCAACCAACGACUGCUGCUUCUUCUGAACCUUCACAAGCUCCAAUCGUUCACAUUGAUUUUGAAAAUUUAACGGUACUGUUGAUUCCUGCCGUGUUUCAGACGCCAAGUUAUUUCUAGGUCUCUGCUGCAGAAAACACCGCGUCUCCUGGGAUAAAACGUGUAGUCUCGACAGAAACCUUUGACAGAGUCAGUUUUAUUUUCAACUUGCUUCGAAUCUUUAUAUCAGGCUUUCCAACAAUUUCUUUACAGCUCGAAAUGGGAACGAAUCUGGAGAAAAAGGCUGGAGAUUUCCAUAAAACCCAAGAGAAACUAGAAGCGACGCCGGAAAAGAACAUCUUUGAGAACUUUGACAUAAUCAAUCCUGGCGAGGCGCAAGCUACGAGUACCCCGAUAAGGGAUUCGCAAAUGAUUGCAGCUGUAGCGGGUGUUGAGAAAGUCGCUGAAAACCCAAAGCUGUCACCAAAUAAAAACAGGUGUGAAUCACAUGAACUGAAACAACCGCUCUUUCAUUCAAUUCAGACAGAGUUCUAUAUCGUCUUCGGUUCAACAAGAAGAUAACUCUGAAGACAACAGUGACAGUUCUUCUCGCGUUCCGCAGGUAGAAAGAGGCAGCAUCCGGGCCAGUUAUAGGAACUACAAGCAACAGUGGGUUACCAGACAACUUAUCUUUAUUUUUCUCUGUUAUCAGGUACAAGGAUAUUGUAAAUCGCUUGAAUGGCUAUCGUGUUGAUGUCAACCGACAAGAAUUUCGUCCGUCUUCAAAACUGGCUAAUCCGUUGGUUGCUGCUGCACACCUAGGGUAGGAGAAUAAAAGCUAUUUUACUAGAAUCUUUCUAUUUUCAGUAUGUCUCAAGGACCGGUUAGAAGUGAAACGGCUCACAACUUGUCGAUUCCUUGUAAAUUGAAUUAAUCCUAGAAUCUUUUCUCAUUAUUAAAUACUACAGCUAAUAUGAGUGACUCGAUGGGACGUCGUUCGGUUCCGUUGCCACCCAACCGUUACUCCGAAGACUUGAUGAACAUGAACCGAAGGUUUCGGCUCUUAUAUCGUCUUGAGUUGUAAUCUCAACUUUACAGACAGCGUCAAAGCAGAUUGGACUCUCAAAGACCUUCGUCGCGCACGCAAAUAUCCGCCUACACAGCGGUGUCGGAAGAAUAUCCUUCUGCUCCUGUUGACCCAAGGCUACAGUAUGGUCAAUAUCCGCCUCAAAGGUAGUUUAGAAAGAAGUUUCAUCAUCAAACAAAAAUCUGCAGAUACCAUCAAGGACGCUACAGCGCCAUUGGAGCUCCAUAUAGAACGGAGUACUACGACCAAAGGAGGCCUCAGUCAACUUAUGCGAUGAUGCAAGGCACAGAAUUCGGGGGCUAUCCUCAGGAGCCUAACGACGGUUCCAGUAGCAUGUCGGCGUCGGACGAAGAAGUCGAGGACGAGCAGGGCGAAAGCGAAGACGAGCUCCGGCGUUACAACAGCCAGGUUAGAUAUGAAACUACCACCGAACUAGAAACAUCAUUUGUAGUUUUUUUUUAAUCUUGAAACACGUGAAAAUUUAGUUUUACGGCUUAAAUAAUCUGAAAAAACUUCUUAAAGCAAGUUUUUAGGAAAAUGAUAAGUAUCCAGCUUAUUUUAAAUUAACGAAUAAAAUGAAGUUAUUUUUUUUGCAAUUUCCCUACUCUCCUUUUUGAAUGAAUAUAUUUAGAACCGAAGUCAGAUGCUGCCUCCAGGAUAUCCACAGGCACCUCAACCAGGAGAUGGCGGAGAAAUGUAUUACUUUGGCGUUGUUCAUUUGGAUAUGGUUCGUUCAUAAUUAAUGCUUUGAAUUCUCCAUUAUUUUCAGGAGAUCGUGAGCCGUAUAAUGAAGAACAUCCCGCCUCCUCAAGGUUAUUUCCUCCUGCCAGCGAUUGAAAAGGCCGCUUUUUUGUUCUACGCUGCUGUUUACAAAAACCAGUACCGCAAUGUUGACGAAUUCCACAAACGAUUCAAUCGGGAAUUUUAUAAAUAUGUGUGCGCUGGAGACAGCAACGACACCGCUCUUUGGAAGGUUUGAAAAGUCUGGAGGUUGAGAAAAAAAUGGCCUUUAAGAUCUGCAAAUCGAUGCAAGACCAGUAUCAUUCUCGUCAGUUGGAAAAGUCUCAGAAGGCUUACGAAGCCUCGCAAAAACAUUUGUUCAGUGACGAUCACGAAAGCAUCGACGCGUAAGUUCAGAAUAAUUUUCUGUGUGUGUCUACAAAUUUAGUUAGAUUUUUGCCGAAAUUGCUACUCCUUGAUGUUCUUUUUAUAACACAAUAAAUACUGAUUUCUUCAGAUUCAUGUCAAAAUAUAAAGUCCUUUUUGUGUCAUGAAAAAGUUUUUCAAGUUUACGGAAGAAGUUUUUUUCCAGACAAAAAGUAAUUUUAAAAGUAAAUAAACAACAUUCAGCGACGGCCAAAGUGAAAUUAGAGCGGAGGCGCAGCUCGGCCGCACGAUUUUUAGUCGACGAAUGACAGGGCGCGUGAUUUUAAUAACUGUGGUCUUUUCACCUUUUUCGGGCAUUUUUUGAUGGGAUGUUUUGGUUUGACACUGAAAAAGUCCCCUACGGCUUUCACACUUCUCUGUUGUGCUUGUUUCUGUUUUCGUACAGUCUAUCUUCGUUUCCAGUGGCAUUGUUUCUUGAAAAUAAAUUUGAUUUCCAGGCAAAGCGAUGCCGCGAGCAACUAUGACAAAGAUGAUACCUCCAUACAGAGCUUCGAAACUCAGAAUAAAGGUAAAGAGAUAAAAUUGUAGUUCAGUCGAUAACUUUUUCAAACAAAUUUUCGAAGUGAUUUUGAGCAGCUUUACCAAUUUUUUCAAAAUUUUGUUUAUUAUGGUCUUGAUUUUAGGUCCCAUGAAGUUCUCGUGUCCGCACACCUUGAUGUCAUUUGGUGUCGGUGGCAAAACUGUGACAGUUUGUCCAGAUCAAUCAGUUUCCGUCGUUUUCCUCGACGAUCUGAGAAACAUGCUAGGCGACAUCUCCAGCUUGCGAAUUGUGGACACUGCGCAGCACUUCAAAGGUAGUCGGAAAACUUAAAUAUUUAUGGAACAAUUAAUCAUUAAGGGCCUUUGAUCCCUGGACAGACUCCAACUCACUCGGUUCGGCUAUACAUUCAGAGGCAGAUCGAAUUCAUUCGAUCUACCGAUGUUGCUCGAGAAAAUCCUUUGGACAACGACGUGGUCGAUUCCUUGUUGGUCUGGCAGCUUCUUGAAAUGAUGGUCCAGCAGCAUGGGGUUAGUUUUUUCUUUUUUAUUGCGGUUCCAGUAGCACAAGAUACAUUUUGUGAGCUUCGAAGCUUAAUCAAUCAAUUGAUCAAAAAAGGAACAUUAGACAAAAAAAAAAAAUUAAUCCGUGAUGAGUUGCAGCGUGUUACUGGUCCUGAUGUAGCACGUCUUCUGUCCAACGCCAUUUCGACCUCCCUCAGUGUUGUCCAAGAGAACGCACCUCCUCCAAUCCAGCCGGAGAACCUGAAAAGAUCGCUGGAGCGUUUCACGGAAUUCCUUCUUGGUGGUCAUAUUGAUGUGAGAUUCUUCAUUCUACCCAACUAUCAAAGUAUCUGUAGGAAGCGAUUGAAAGCGCUGUCCGUGAUGGACUUUACUCCGAUGCCAUGGUUCUCGUUCGAAGGCUAUUUCCUAACAACCAGAAAAAGAUUGCUGCAAUUGAAGAACGAUUCUUACUGACUCGUUCUAUGGAUAACCCUGUCACAACCUUAGUCUCUGUGGCAAGCGAACUACCCCCACCAAUUUUGGUCUGAUCAGUUCUGAUGGAGCUUUAAUUAACUUAUUUUGCCUUCUAGACAAAUCCUCCUCUUGACGACCACAUGAGCUGGAGAAUGCACGCCGCUAUUGUUUUAGCAAAUCUGAACACACCGACUGCCAUGAACACUGUAAAAAAUGAAUAAUUUCCAUCAAAUACAGUUCUCAUCUAGGUUUAUCACCUUGGAAGAGCUCUGGCAAAGAGGGACUAUCACUGCGCAGCGGACUUUUGCUUGCUGGCAGUUUGUGUUUUGGCCGGCUACGAUCCUUUCCAGCCAGUAAAAGGAGUGUGAGUGUUUUACUGCAUUCUUCAGCCACUUAUGAGGAGUUUUCAGAGAAGGCGAGGAAGAUGUCCGCAGGCAUAUCUCAUUGUUGCACUCCGGCAUCCCAGAUGAUUGCGUAGACGUGAUCUGUCCUUACGGGUUAGUCUCUCAAGUAGAAAAGGCUGCUAUCAUUAAACUUUUUUGUAGAUUUGCGAUCCCAGACUUGCACGCAACGGAAAUUUUCGACUACGCUUUGCGGUUGGCUCAGACAGAUUCGCCCCUUUCUCGCUCUGUCGAGUAUCAAACUUCUCGUAUCAAAUACGCAAAACUUCUGGCGGGCUAUGGCGGUUUUGCAACCGACGCUUUCCGGUUUGACGAUCAUUCCCGUCAUAAAAAAUGAAUUUCUUCUCAGAUACUGUCUUGAAAUCGCGCGCGCUAUCUGGCCAUUUUAUCAGAGCUUCGAGAAGGCUGAUCUUCUUGAUUUGUGCAAUGUGGCUGAGAGGUGAAAACGAAGUUUUUUUCUCAAUUUUUUUCUUUCUUAUAGAUUGCAAUAUGUUGCCUCUGCUGAUCAAUCUGAAACGAAUUGGAUUGAAAGCUUGCGGACAAUGAUUUUUCAAGCUCCCGUUGCUCAAACAAAAACCGAAGAAAGUGUCCAAACUGCUCCGACCGCUUCUAAUGAUCAAUAUCACGCCGAGGUGAUUGUAAUUAGUUAUUUUAAUUAUUUUAUCAUUUUAUCAUUUUUUAGGUUCAGCAGCAAGGAUUGGUUCAACAAAACUUACAAGAGUUUGAAACUGCUCCAGCUCCUGUUGUAGAGGGUCUCUACAGUUCUUUCAAAAGAGAUUCAUUGGUUUUUUAAUAAUAGUUAAACCUGAAACUAUCCAAUUUUUAGCAAACAAGCGAAUCAGUAAAUCAUCCGAUGGAGAAUUUCGCUACUGGAGAAAGUCUUCAGUCUUCAGUAGAUCCUUUCAGUCAACCUGAGCAGGCUUUAGAAACUCCCGCACAGCCUCAUUUUGAAGAACCAGUCGCUGCAUGGGUGCGAUAGGCGCAACUUAUUCCAACCCCAACCACGUUUUUUUUUUCAGGCUCCUGAUCCUGUGAAUACUCAAAAUGCACAAAUUUCACAGUUUGACUUGCAUCAUCCUCAGCAACAGCAUCACGAUGUGCCCACCAUGACAGUCCCUCCAGUUCAAGCUCAACAGUUCUCUCCCAUAGCUCAUGCUCCACCAGCUCCAGCUUCCCAGGUUCAAAUUAUUUUUUGCCAGUUUUUGAAUAAUUUUAUUUCAGGCUCAACAGCAAUUACCAGCUCAGUCUCAACCUCAAGCACAAAGUAGCUCCAAUCAGAAAAAACCGGCAGACAACAAUCCUGAGCUCAAGGUCAGUCAUUUUUCUUCAUUACUAUGACUAGCCAGGAUUGUUUUCCAAUUACUAUUAAAGCAGCCACACGCUUUCAGAACAGUCCUUCAAGAGGAUGGCUUGGAUCGAUACGAGAAAAAGUGACAAAAGCCAUACCCAAGCCCAACAGUAUGUACCUGCCUGAUGACAAUAAACCACAGGUAAAAAAAAUUGAGAUUUUUUUUAAUGAUACUUUUUAACAGCUUGAAAAAGUCCCAAAAUGAACCACUAAAACUUUUUUUCGAUGUCUUCGAUUUCAGAUCAUUUGGGACCCAGUUCAAAAGCGCUACAUCGGGGAAGGUGUUGAAGAAGAAGUCGCGGCUCCGCCUCCACCGACAAUGCAAACACUACCGAGCGGACCGCCCGCUAGUUCUGGAGGACUGAGAUCAGCCAGAACUACUGGAGGUGAUUUGAUUUGAACCAAUAAAAUUUAUAAAGCACCAAUUAUGUUGAUGGUGCCGGUUUUCAACAUACAUUAAUCUCAGACAAUUCAUGACUUGAUGGCUUUUUCAAAAAAAUUUAGUUUCUGGAAUUAAUGAAAAAAAAAUUUUUAAUAGAAGUUUUGUGGAGCGCAGUUCAUACCUUGAGGUAGUAAUGUACUAAAUUUAAAUUCCAGCGUCGCGAUACUUCCAAGCCGGUCAGUCAAACGAUGCUGCCGCUAAAGCGCCGGCCGCCAUGGCGCCUCCCAUGCCAUUGCCGACGUCUUUUGGCUUCAUGCCUGCUCCUUCAGGUUCUUUAUUUUUUUCCCUACCAACGCAAAUUAUACUUUUCAGACGAUUCCGAGUACGUUGAUCCGUUCAGUGGCGAAGCCAAUCCUUCCAUUCCAUUGGAUUCUACUCCCAAUGAACCCCGAUAA